AUGUCGCUAACACAAGCAAUCGGCGAACUGGCCAAUCCAUACCACGCCUAUGUCUUCGGCACUGCCUUCUGGUACUUCCUACGUGGUAUGGUCCGAGUCAUCGACCCAGCAACAGUCUGCGGCUGGUUCAGACCACCAAUCGACGGACUUCCAACACCCAACGACCUCGAACUCUACACAACUCGCACCGACGCCUUCUCCCUGCUCGCCCUAGCCGCGACCCUCCUCGCCAUCGCCGACGCCGUCGCCCUCCCAUCCCAGUACGUCGGCUCCACCCUCGUAAACGACGCCCCGCCGAAGUCGAAGAAACCGUAUGCGCGCGCGAUUGUUGUUAUUACGAUCUUGCAUCACGUUGCGACGGGUGUAGGCGCGUAUCCGCAUUGGAGUCGGGAGAGUCAUAAUACUGUGGCUAUGGAGAUUGGAGUGUGGGGGAAUGUGUUCUUUACUGUGUUGGGAGUUGCUGCGUUGCAGUGGGGGUUGAGGGAUAGUGGGGCUUUUAGUUUGGGGGGAAAGAAGAGGGCGUAG
Fulvia fulva is the source of this 525-nucleotide messenger RNA. RefSeq lists its product as uncharacterized. The transcript has 3 exons. The record is from RefSeq and is a predicted model, not a curated record. The coding region runs from base 1 to 525 and encodes 174 amino acids. Lineage: Eukaryota; Fungi; Ascomycota; Dothideomycetes; Mycosphaerellales; Mycosphaerellaceae.